Molecule: messenger RNA, 1206 nt
Organism: Hydractinia symbiolongicarpus
Lineage: Eukaryota; Metazoa; Cnidaria; Hydrozoa; Anthoathecata; Hydractiniidae
Exons: 5
Coding region: 1-1206 (401 amino acids)
Source: RefSeq, a predicted model, not a curated record
AUGUAUCAGUACAUCAGAUCCUUUGAAUCGCUAUCAAUGUUGGAUUUUUCUCAAAUAUUAAAUCUUUUUGCGACAUCUGCAGUAAUUCUUCGCGCUGAAGAAUUGAACAUGGAAUACAAAAUGUAUUGCUCUUUUUCCUUUGCUGAAGAAAUUAGUAAACAGGACAGUAGUUUGUUUAUGGCUAGCCUAGAUGUUGAUUCUUUAUUUACAAAUAUUCCUUUGCAAGAAACUAUAGAUAUUUGUACUGAUUCUUUAUUUUCAGAGACUGACCUAGUCAGUAAUUUUUGCAAAAGUGAUUUUCGUAAACUCCUCUCUCUGGCCACAGAAAAUUCUUAUUUCACGUUUGACGGUCAACUAUUCAAGCAAGUCGAUGGGGUAGCUAUGGGAUCACCUCUUGGCCCCAGCCUUGCUAAUGCUUUUCUUUCGCACCACGAAAAGACUUGGUUGGAUAAUUGUCCAUCAUCCUUUAAGCCAGUGCAACACAUCAACAUAUCUUUCACGUCUGAGUGCGAGGCCGAUAAAACUCUUCCGUUUCUUGACGUAUCUGUUUCUCGCAAUGAAUCGAAGUUUCACUUAGAAAUGCAAGAUCUUAGAAACAUUCUGUUAAGAAAUGGCUACCCGUCAAGUUUGAUUGAUCAAUGCAUUAAGUCUUUUCUCGACAGAAUGUUUCAAGAUAAGAAAGUUUUCAGUACCGUGCCUAAGUUAGAAGUUCUUAUUAUUUUGCCAUAUUUGGGUAAUAUAUCGUUGAAACUGCGAACUCACUUAUUUAAAACAUUUGAUAAGCAUCUUCCGUGCUGUAAGCUUAGGGUUAUUUUCAAAUCGGGUUGUAGAAUUGGCAAUUUUUUCCGGUUUAAGGACCGUGUUUCAAAGGCUCUGCGUUCAAAAGUCGUAUAUAAAUAUCAGUGUGAUGGCUGCAAUGCCAUCUAUUAUGGGAAAACUAUGCGACAUUUGAAAGUUAGAGCCUGCGAACACAUGGCCGUUUCUGCCUUGACUGGAAAAUCCGUCAAAUCUAUUAACCCUAGUGCGGUUUUGGAGCAUGUUGUUUUCUGUAAAAAUAGACCAUCUUUAGAUAAUUUUUCUAUUAUCUCCUCCGCAUCUAAUAAUUUUGAUUUGGAAUUGAAGGAAAGCUUGUUAAUCCGUAGGGAUAAGCCAAUUCUUAAUAGAAAUAUUGCAUCAAUGCCAUUAUUUCUAUUUUCAGAUAAUUGA